GCAGGGGGCGGGCGAGGAGCCGCCCGUGUAACAAUUACGUGUGGGUCCAAGCAAACAUGAGGCAGCUGCCAGCCGGCCAGGCAGUCCUGUUCUCAGCUGCAAAGAGGGGAGGCCGGCAACAGUUUCCUUCAGCACCCAGGAUGCAUCGGGCGAAGGAAGUGAUGAAGGUGUCAGAUGGCAGCCUCCUGGGAGACCCCGGGCGCACGCCGCUGAGCAAGAAGGAGGGCGUCAAGUGGCAGCGGCCACGGCUCACCCGCCAGGCUCUGAUGCGGUGCUGCCUGGUCAAGUGGAUCCUGUCCAGUGCCGCCCCCCAGGGCUCAGAUAGCAGCGACAGUGAGCUGGAGCUGUCCACAGUGCGCCACCAGCCGGAGGGAUUGGACCAGCUGCAGGCACAGACCAAGUUCACCAAGAAGGAGCUGCAGUCCCUCUACAGGGGCUUCAAGAACGAGUGUCCCACAGGCCUGGUGGAUGAAGAUACCUUCAAACUCAUUUACUCCCAGUUCUUCCCUCAGGGAGAUGCCACCACUUACGCACACUUCCUCUUCAACGCCUUCGACGCUGAUGGGAAUGGGGCCAUCCGCUUUGAGGACUUUGUGGUCGGCCUCUCCAUCCUCCUGCGAGGAACAGUCCACGAGAAGCUCAAGUGGGCCUUUAACCUCUACGACAUCAACAAGGACGGCUACAUCACCAAAGAGGAGAUGCUGGCCAUUAUGAAGUCCAUCUAUGACAUGAUGGGCCGCCACACGUACCCUGUCCUGCGGGAGGACGCACCCGUGGAGCACGUGGAGAGGUUCUUCCAGAAAAUGGACCGGAAUCAGGACGGGGUGGUGACCAUUGAUGAGUUCUUGGAGACCUGUCAGAAGGAUGAGAACAUCAUGAGCUCCAUGCAGCUGUUUGAGAACGUCAUCUAGGCCAUGGUGGGGGGAAGGGGUCCUUGAGUGGCCAGUGCCACCUCUGCCCCCAAAGAAAUCUCAGUCCUGUCGGGAGCAGCUUCUAUGAGAAACUUUUUUUCUAAUAUAUUUGCAAAAAGUGAACAGUCUGCUCUAGACACACACACAUAGAGCCUAUUCCUCUGGGCUGGGAGAGGGGGUGCAGAGGUCAGGGAGGGGCUGAGUCUGGCUGGCUGGGAGCUGGAUCCAGGUGACGAGAGCCGUACCACCCGGGGCCAGCCCCUGUCCGGGCCAGUGCAGUGGGGCUGCCCCCGGAGUGGGCACUGAGCGAGCCAUGUCUGCAGGCUGCUGGCUGCGAGGUACUGUCUGGAAAGUGCUCAAGGUCCCUUACAGAAGAGGGUCCAGUCUCCAAAAGGCCCCUUCCUUGUGAGUCCCCUUACCCCUCCUCCCGUCACCCUUCUUUCCCACCCCACACAGGCCAAGUUGUGGGGGCUACUCUGGCGUUUUUGUCCCCCAGCCACUCCCCUGCCCACCGACUACACUCCCAGAAUGCUCAUCACCACAGGACGUUUGCCGGGCAGUAGGGUCAAGGGAGUUGGGACGGGGAAAGAGGUAGGAAUGGAGACGGCCUGCUGUUUCCUGGAAACACUUCCCUGAGGUCCCAGGAUGCCUGUCACCCCACUGGCAAGCUCCAGCGGUAAGAGGCCACUGGACUGUCUUAUCUCCAUCCUGGGAAGGGGGCCUCUCAAGCUCAGGGAUUCGGUUUCUUGGUGGAGAAUCUUAGGGGAACUGUCUGCCAAGUCCACUACAAUGGAGGAAGCCUUCCCUUGCCCCAGUCCGAGCCCAGUGGGAAUGAAGUGGCUGGGGCUGCCCAUCCCCCUCUGGCACUAGAGUGUUCAACCCCAGGGUCAUGAACAGGUCCUAAGAAGAGGUCACAAGGAUCAGGGACUGGCAGCCAGGGAGCACAGGUGGCAGAGCAGGACUGAGAAGGGGCUUCUCCCUCCUUUCUUGUCUGUUCCUGUGUCCCUUGGCCCCCAGCUUGGAUGAGCCCCCCACUACCACUUCCUGGUUAGGGUCCUAACGUGAUGUGUCCAGCCCUCUCUACACAGGCUCCCCCAAGCCCAUACAGAAAGCACAAGCACCCAGAGCCACUCAGGCUGCAGCCCACAGAGGGAGCCAAGGACACUCUGGUUUUCCAAGAUCAGGCUGUCCUGGUGGGCUGAGGCCAGGGUCACGGUGGCCCCAAUCAGGUAGCUCUGGAGAAGAAGCAUGGAGCUCCAUUCUGUGCCUCAGAGCCCUGCGGCCUCAAAGCCCAUCCCCAUUCCAGCCCGGCUCACCGACAUUCAAAAGCACAAAUCGUAGGGACUGUCCUUGUCUGCGUUCUUCUCUGGGGAUGGAGGCUCCUGUCAGCCUGGAGGCAGAGCCAAAAGUGAGGGCUGAGGGGCCUGAGGCCGAGUGGGAGAUCAAGAGAAACUUCCAGGAAAGAGAGAGGCUGCUCUCCUCCGCCCAGGCCUCCCUGAGAAGGAACCCAGCCCUUUCUGAGGAACAUUCCCAUACAAUACAUUCCACCGGCUGCCACCCUCUCUCUGCUCAGGCCUGGCCCAGGGGUGUGAGCAGGGCCCUCAAAGGAAAGUGGAAUGGUGGACACCAUGGAGAUUGGCCUGGUUUGGUCACGGGGACCCUUGGCACCUACACACACAGGUGGUCCUCUCCCUCGGAGUUGUACUGACACCCCAUCUCCAGUCUGACUGAAAUGGGGGGGUCUUCCCUCCUCCAGGAGGGCAUCAGCUUUCCCUGGCUCAGGGAUCUUCUCCCCCUCCGCCCACCUCCAGCCCUCCCAGCUGGCAUAGCUAUGCUUCUAAGGGGCCCAGGCCAUGGAGAGGGUCACCACCAUGCCCCUGCCCCUCUUGGCCUGGGGCCAGACUGGCUACACGUCCAAGCAGGAGGGGUCUGUCUCCCACGCUGGGAUGCGGACUGGCCGCAUGUCUGCAUGGCAGAAACAUCUCCCUGGGGUGCAGCCUGGGAGGGUGGUUCCUGUUCUCAGCACCCACCAAUAUUCAGUCCUGUAUAUUUUAAUAAAAUAAACUUGGCAAAGAA
This is a messenger RNA of Neogale vison (American mink), 2987 nucleotides long. It is a transcript of the gene KCNIP3, whose product is annotated as potassium voltage-gated channel interacting protein 3. Gene Ontology annotation, molecular function: RNA polymerase II cis-regulatory region sequence-specific DNA binding; potassium channel regulator activity; calcium ion binding. Gene Ontology annotation, cellular component: voltage-gated potassium channel complex; nucleus. The record is from RefSeq and is a predicted model, not a curated record. Gene Ontology annotation, biological process: regulation of potassium ion transmembrane transport; negative regulation of transcription by RNA polymerase II. The coding region runs from base 57 to 911 and encodes 284 amino acids. The transcript has 9 exons. NCBI's taxonomy places the organism in Eukaryota, Metazoa, Chordata, Mammalia, Carnivora, Mustelidae.